ACCAUUUUUAAUCCCCCAUUUAGAAAAUCUCAAGCUAAUAACAAAUCCAUAGGUUUAGGUCGAGAUUGUAUAUUUCAUAUUCAACCUGCACGUUUCCCGACCUCGCCCACUUGUUCAUCCAACCACACGUGAUCUUCUUUCAGCUACCACGUGACUCUCAUUCCAACCUUAUUUUGCAAAAAAAGAACCGGGUGAAAAAUCGGAAUCUAGGUAUUACUCAAUCUCAACCAAACAGCACACCAAUCACAAAAAAUGUUUAGAUCCUGUGUCCGUUCGUUCUCGUCCACUGCGCGCUCCACUGAUGCCUUCUUUGACAAGGUCAUCAGUAACUUGAACAAGCCAGUGAGCGCUGCUCUGGCCGGGACCCAGUCUCAGGCUCAGACCUUCAGACGCCCUGCGGCCGCUGGCCCCAGAGCGGAGCCCUCCGGCAGAAGAUUCCAGAACGGGACCGCCAAAGAUAACAAGAAGCCAUUCAACCGUAACAACAAGAGCGCUAAGGGCAAAAAGCCAGCCGGUCCAAAGGUCUCCAACAAGAGAACCAGAAAUAUCAACCCGCCAGCGUGCGAGUUCCCAGGUACUCCGUUCGUGCCAGAUGUAAUGGACCGCGUCCAGCUUUUACAGGCCAGCAGAUCUGUCUUUGGCUACAGCCCAGAGUCGCGCCUCUUGAGAGCCCAGCAGGAGAUCCAACAGUUCAAUACCUCCACCAUGUACACCGCUGUUGAGAAGAAGGAGCAAGCCUCCCAGAUCGCGGCUGAGGCCGUUGCUAAGUGCGUAGUUGGAGAACUCACCCAGGUAAAGUUCAACCCAAAGGCUUACAAGAGUGCGGACAUCGCGUUGAACGCCCAGGCCGCGGCCCUCGCCAUUGACGGCAACGUCAACUUCCCAGCCGCUAUCAAGGAAAACCUCUUCCAGGUUGUGUCUGGUGCCAGACCCGUCAAAGAGCUUGCCGAUGUCACCGCUGCGUAGGGGAAUAUAUCAUGUACAUAAUAAUAUAAGAUUAAAAAGACUAGGGUGUGUGAAGGCACUAGGACCCCAUAACGUAUAGACAUCAGGAGUUGGCAAGUGCUUCGAAAUAAGCAGUGUGAGGGAAAUGGCACAGUGAGAAACGGAGGAAACAUCAAGUUUGGUAGCGUAAGCGGUGUUGAUCAGGAUACGUGGGAAAAGAGCGAUAAUCGGCUUGGAUCGAGCCAACCUUCAGCCAUACAAAGCUAUGAAAGCUUCAUCUAUCCAGGAAAUGAUUUACAAUCACCUUCACUUGCCC
Babjeviella inositovora NRRL Y-12698 is the source of this 1261-nucleotide messenger RNA. RefSeq lists its product as uncharacterized. NCBI's taxonomy places the organism in Eukaryota, Fungi, Ascomycota, Pichiomycetes, Serinales. The record is from RefSeq and is a predicted model, not a curated record. The transcript has a single exon. The coding region runs from base 253 to 966 and encodes 237 amino acids.